AUGGAUUCCUUCGGGGCGGCAAACGCUCGGUUUGGGCUUGGCCUUUUCAAAGAACUGAAGAAGUCCAAUGAUGGCAAUGUCUUAUUUUCUCCGGUGGGCAUCUCAACGGCCAUUGGCAUGAUCCUCCUGGGCACCCGCGGGAGCACUGCCCACCAGCUGCAGCAGGUGUUUUACUCUGAGGAAGAAGGCGCAGGAAACCCAAGAGCAACAGCUGAAGAACAGGAAGUUAACGAGAAGACAGAAAUGAUACAUCUGCAAUUACAAAAGGUUUUAACUGAGAUAAACCAGCCCACUGAUGGCUAUGAGUUGAACAUUGCCAACAGGCUAUUUGGAGAGAAGACAUACCUCUUUCUUCAGAAAUACUUAGAUUAUGUUGAAAAAUACUACCACGCUUCUCUGGAACCUGUGGAUUUUGUGAAUGCAGCAGAUGACAGUCGAAAGAAGAUUAAUUCCUGGGUGGAAAGAGAGACACAUGAAAAAGUCAAGGACCAGUUUCCAGCUGGCUCCCUGGGCAGCUCGACCAGGCUGGUGCUGGUGAACGCGGUGUACUUCAGAGGGCAGUGGGCCCAGGGCUUUAAGAAAGAAGACACCCAGGAGGAACAAUUCUGGCUGAAUAAGAGCACGAGCAAACCUGUGCUGAUGAUGAAGCUGUGCCACUCCUUCCCCUUCGCCUCCCUGGAGGACCUGCAGGCCAAACUUCUGGGGAUUCCAUACAAGAACAACGACCUGUGCAUGUUUGUGCUGCUGCCAGAUGCCAUCGAUGGGCUGCAGAAGAUUGUAGACCAAGUAAGUCCGGAGCAGUUGGUGGAGUGGACGAACCCAGGGCACCUAGAGGAGCGCAAGGUCAGCCUGCACCUGCCCCGCUUUGAGGUGGAGAACACCUACAAUCUGGAGGAGCCUCUGGGAGCCAUGGGGCUGGAGGACGCCUUCAGUGAGCUCCAGGCCGACUACUCUGGCAUGUCUGCCAGCUCCAGGCUACACGCCCAGAAGUUCCUGCACAGGUCCUUUGUGGCAGUGACAGAAGAAGGCACUGAGGCGGCUGCCGCCACUGGGGUGGCCUUCAGCAUCUCCGCAGUCUCUGGUUAUGACAGCGUCCACUGCAAUCACCCUUUCCUGUUUUUAAUCAGGCACCGUGAAUCCAGCAGCGUCCUUUUCUUUGGCCAGUUUUCUUCUCCCUAG
Molecule: messenger RNA, 1179 nt
Organism: Echinops telfairi (small Madagascar hedgehog)
Lineage: Eukaryota; Metazoa; Chordata; Mammalia; Afrosoricida; Tenrecidae
Gene: SERPINB13
Product: serpin family B member 13
Exons: 8
Coding region: 1-1179 (392 amino acids)
Molecular function (GO): serine-type endopeptidase inhibitor activity
Source: RefSeq, a predicted model, not a curated record